Scophthalmus maximus (turbot) is the source of this 4128-nucleotide messenger RNA. RefSeq names its product otoancorin (gene otoa). NCBI's taxonomy places the organism in Eukaryota, Metazoa, Chordata, Actinopteri, Pleuronectiformes, Scophthalmidae. Gene Ontology annotation, biological process: cell-matrix adhesion. The transcript is spliced from 29 exons. The record is from RefSeq and is a predicted model, not a curated record. Gene Ontology annotation, cellular component: cell surface. The coding region runs from base 238 to 3690 and encodes 1150 amino acids.
CUUCAUACACCCCCUCCCUCUCUUUUGCAAACACACCACACACACACACACACACACACGGGAUUUGAAACCAUGCACCCACUAAGUGGAGGAUAGUAACCACCCAGCUCACAUCAGAUGUGAGAGAACGGCAGAGGAAGAACACGCAUCCUCAUUUAGUCUGUCUCCUGAUUUUUUAACUGAAUUGUUUUUUUAAUCUACCAGGGACCAGGGGCAGAUUCUACAGGACUUUUCACCAUGACUUUUAAAGGAGGGACAUGUGCCUUACUGCUCAUUGUGGCCUGUGCAGCCUUGGCGAAGCCCAAAUAUAAGGUGCCAGAAAAACUUGACUUACAGCACAUGGUCAAAAGACUGAUGAUGAGGUGCCAGAAUAAGGGAUACCAUGUGCCAAUGAUGAUGCUGCAGAACUCUAUUUUCAAUUAUAGUGGUUUGCCAAAGGAGGACACAUCUGAUGACUCAUCCAACACCAACCUUUCCACUUUUCUUGAUGAUCUGAAAUUAGCCAUUGAGGGCACAAUCAAAGAUUCGGUUAGAGUCCACAUGGCUGACUCCGAUCAAAUGACAAACAACAUGUGGAAUUGCACCACUCUUCGAAAAAUGAUCAGGCUGAUGUGGAAUUCUUCUGAGGCAUCUGCAUGUUACAUGCAAGCAGUUGUGGCCCCUCUGUCCUGGAAGACUUUGACCAUGCAGGGUGAAAACAGUAUAAACCCAGACCACUAUGACACGCUGCUGUGGGCUGCCAGACCUGCAAUGCAGGAUUUGUCUUCUUCAAGAAUGAACCUUCCGACCAAAGUGGAGGCUCAGUACAUGGAAAAGAUGAUGAUGAUGCUGAGGGAGGUGCACUACACCAUGUCUCUGGGUCAAAGAGCUCGGGUGGCAAAAUGGGCAAAAGAGCAGAUCGCUCAGAAAUACUUCAACUGUACUUUGACGCCACCAUCAGACUCAAGUUCAAGAGAAGAGUCGAACACAUCCGUACCUGUGGAGCGCUGCAAACCUUCACUGAAAUGGCUGAACUUGAAAGCGAUGACCACAAUGGGACCGUACCUCUCUGGUUUAGCACCAGGCGACGUCGAUUCUUCUGAGAAGCUGUGUGAAUUUUUCCUGUCAGGACAACUCAAAUCCACCAUGAGCAGGGUGACAAACAUGAAACCCAGCCUGAGCAAGAUGUUUCUCCAAAAGAUUCAGGAGUGCUUCAAUGGAAGGGAGGAGUUUGCGGAGCAUGUGGACAAGCUCGGCCCACUGGCGUGUUAUUACGAUGCUCCAAAAUUGCCUCCUGGCCUCAGCAAGAAGCUCCUCUCUCAACUUGCCAACUGCGACAACCCCAGAAUCACACAGCUGAAGAAGCGCCUUGUCACGUCUGUGAUGGCCAAUUCCAUCACGGCGGAAGCACUACGUGAGCUUGGCAGCAGUGUCACCCUGUUGUCUCUUAAGCAACUGUCCUCACUCUCUGCCACCAAUCUCAAAGGCUUUCUCCAAAACCUGGGACCCGAGGCCCAGUGGUCAAAGAGCCAGCAGCGCAUUCUGGUCAAUAAACAGCUGGAGCUCAAAAAGUGUAAAGUGGUUUCAGGUAAGGACCUGAUCGACCUUCAGUCAGUCGCAGAAGGUUUGCCGAGCUGUGUGCUCAAGCACGCCAAAGCCCAGGAGAUCCUGGACGAUCCAGAGGCUCUGAAGAACAUCUCCAAGCGGAUGGGGAGGGGAAAGCUGAAGGCCAUGCUGCAUGGGCUUCGGAAUGUGAAUCCCCCGGAGCUGGUGCAGAAGUUGUCUGGCCCUUUGUUUCGCACAAUUUCUCUAAACCGCCUGAAAAAAGCCAACAUCACCUCUUUGGACCAGGUGGAGGAUAAACCAUUGACUCUGACACAGGCAGCAUACGUGGCAAAAAAGAUGCAAGACCUUAAUCGGUUUAAGUAUAGGGGGCUGCGUUCAGUCAUUCAGGGUAUAACCUGUAAGAUGAUUGACAAAAUUGAGGACAAAAAAGACACAUGGGACAUGGCUCUGGCCAUAACAGAGACGCCACGGUGGCUAUCCAAAGUGCAGGCAGGAUGUGCUGCCCAAAAGCUUUUUGCGACUCUGGAGAAAGAGAGAGCCGACUAUUUCAAAACCAUCACAGAUGAGGAGCUGGAUAAGAUUCCUACGUUCUUACUUCUUCACCUGCCGCCUUCCAAGGUGAUGGACUUGCCUGACGCGGUGUGUCCCGUGUUCCUCGACAAAAUGGAAGCGGCCAACCUGAGUUCGUUGCCUCUCCGUGCCCCGUCUCGCCCUGCUGUUGUCCAGAAGGCACUGCAGUGUCUGGCAAAUGGGGAAGAUCUGUCCAAACUUACCACUGAGGACGUGUCCAGGCUCGGAGAGCUCUUGUGUGAGCUGCCUGCCUCCCAACUGCGCCCCAUGAGCCUUGAUGUCCUCCGCUACAGCCUGCUCACCAUGGCUUCCUGUUCGCGCAUUCCUAAAGGCCACCGGGCAAAUCUUGUCCAACUGGUCAAUGAGACUUUUGGGAAUCCAUCUGAUUGGUCCGCAGAGACUAUGGAAGGAGUGGGUCCUCUCCUCUUUUGGGACAACAAUGCCACAGCUGCCCUGCCCAAUAAGCCUUGGAUGAAGGAUGUUCUCCAUUUUCUGAGGUCACGCCUUCCCCGCGUCUCAGAUGCACUGAAGAAGAAAUUAUUCGAUCUCACCACCAAUCCCACAGCAUCAAAUGCAGAACGUAGAAAGCGAGCAGCUGACAUUAACACCAGCGGAAAAAAUGGAGUACCCACUGUGGAGUUGAUCCAAGAACUGGAAAGUGACAAUGUCGACUGGACAGCUGCACAGCUGGAAACGAUGUCAACAGAAACCUUCCGUGCUUCUGUGGAUAUACUUGGGCCCAUCGCUGGCUACAAUGCAGACCAACUGGCCGUGCUCAGUAAAAAAGCCACCGAGGCCUUUGGCCCAGUGUCUCAGAUGACUGAGAGUGCGGUGAUGCAGAUGGGAUGUAUAACCCAGGGCUUCUCUCACAAAGACCUAGAGAGGCUGCCCUUCUCCCUGGACGCCAUGGAGGAUAUUGCCCACUGUGGCUGGGACGAGUCACAGAUGACGCCAGUGUGGAAGGGGGUUGCUAAAUACAACAACCUGACGGCGCAGCAGCUGGGAGCUGCAGAGAUGGUCGCACUGAACCAGUUCAUCUGUGGCCUCACCUCCGUCGAGAUCCAACAGCUGGACAUGGAAGCUUUCAAGGAUGCUGUGGGCUCAAUGUACGGUGUCCAGUGCCCCUAUGAGGUCGCACAGCAGUUUAAAAGUCUUGCUGUGUCAGCGUUUGAAGACCCCAGCACCUGGACUGAGGCGCGAGUGUCCGACUUAGGCAACAUAAUCGCUGGGUUGAAUGCACCUGAGUUGGCGUCUCUGAACCCGUCUGUCGGUCCGUUUCUCUGCGCCACCUGCAUACCGCUCAUACCAACAGGCAACUUUGCUGCACUUUCUGUCGCUCAGCUCGAGGCUCUUGGUCCUGACAACGCUGCCGUGGUGACCACUGAACAGAAAGCUGUGCUUGGAACUGAUCAACUGGCCGCUCUCGACAGGGCCGAGACCGGAACUCGUCUGCAAACACCAAAACCCGCAGCAAUCACCCCAGGCCAGUCGGGAGCUCCGUCACUGACCGUGGAGGGGAUCUCGGCCUUCAUGAAGCCUGUUCUGUUUUUCCUCAUAGGGUUCCUGUUGCUGUGAGACCAGAGUCACAAGUCACCUAAAAGCAAAACGUGCAGCAGCUUCAGUUAAUCACAAACGCUAUCGAUUUAGAUCACAUCAUUUUAUCAUAGAUCACUUGUAACUGCAUUGCAAUUCUUCCAAGUUAAUCUUAUUGUUGAUGAAGUAGAUUGAUUGUCUGAGAUAAUUUGUCACUAGGCCAACACCAGGCCAACAUAAACAAAUGGCCUGGUGUUUAGUUUAAGGAUUCUAUAUUGUUAUUUUAUUUCCAUCAAGUUUAAAGUUAAAUAUUAAAGCUCUACAUAUUUAUGAGAAAGUAUAUUUUAAUAGAAUUAAGAGAAAUAUUUAAUGUUUGUCAGUCUGGGGAUCUUCAUAAGAGCUGACAACUUGGAGGAUGAUAAUCAUGAAUCAACUUACUGUUGAAAUGGUGUUUGCAGACCAAGAAAAAAGUUGAAACAA